Messenger RNA from Branchiostoma floridae (Florida lancelet), 4128 nucleotides. RefSeq names its product polycystic kidney disease protein 1-like 2. Gene Ontology annotation, molecular function: protein binding; calcium channel activity. The transcript is spliced from 29 exons. Lineage: Eukaryota; Metazoa; Chordata; Leptocardii; Amphioxiformes; Branchiostomatidae. Bases 1 to 4128 code for a protein of 1375 amino acids. Gene Ontology annotation, cellular component: membrane. Gene Ontology annotation, biological process: detection of mechanical stimulus. The record is from RefSeq and is a predicted model, not a curated record.
AUGUCGACGGGCGGGUGUGAACCUUAUGAUACGUUUGACCCAUCCUGGGCUGACGUGGUCCGGGAUGCUGCUCCGACAUGGAGACAUGGCGUGGACGGGACAGACGUUUCCCUCACAUAUGAAGACUGGGACGCAGGCGGUGAACCAGUAGAUGACCCUACUAAGACGUGUGUUCACAAUCGAUAUGGCGAUUGGGAAGUUGCUUCAUGUGACACUCCGGCCUACUUUGCCUGCGAGUUUGAUAUGGAACCUGAGGACGGCCCGGAUUCUCCAUGUUUCCCCACGGUUGUUCUGGACACCGGGAGUCGGCCUUACGAUAAGCCGUUUCAGCUGUUGCGAGCUGGAGAUUUCUCUACGUUUGGAAGUAUCGUUCACCUGGACUGUCCUGGAGACUACAACAUCACCUACAAAUGGAGGCUUCGCGUGGAAGUAGAGCAUAAUGAUCCUACGGUUCUUAUGGACGAAAGUUAUCAAAGAUUAACAGUCAAUGGUAUUAUUCUGAACGACAGCUCCAUCACCAUCCCUCGCAACACGCUCAAACCUGGGAAGUACCUGUUGGUGCUGUCUGUCUCUGUGACGUAUGGUGAAAACAAUGACGUCACCACGGCAAUUGUAUCUACGUGGAUUGAGAUAGAAGGAUCGACGCGCCGCAUUCUCAUCACUGGCGGAUCCAAGAGGUCCCAAAGCGGAGGUUACCUGAUGGAUGCACGUAUAGACGCAGAGGUGCACGAUGAUGCCGAGUUCCUUGACCUGCACCCGCACCAUUCCGGACAAUGGAUCUGGACAUGUCGGCUUCCUAAUGGAGACGACUGUGGCCUGUGGGUAUCGGUGAAAGAGUAUGCACCUGAUCGUUAUUCACGUGAAAUUGAGUACGAUGGUCACAUGGUUUCCGUUUCUCCUUUCACCACAUCUGGAACAUUCAUCAUGCGAGUUGAAUAUAGAGACUACAUCCCUUAUGAGCAGGAGGUGACCCUUCUUCCCAGAGGACUUCCAACCUGCAUGGUAAGAUGUAGUCCUGGUGACAACUGUAACCACCGGGCCACCAAGUUUGACCAGAGGCUGAGGCUGUGGACAGAGUGCCAGAAAAACAUCCCCAGCAGUUACACAUACGGUAGAUGGGUUACACUAAAUAGGCUGGGACCGGAGCACUCCUUCCACUGGAGCCUGAAGCAGUUCCCGGAUGGGUUCAGCGACGGUGGGCUAGAGAACAACACUCUGACGGGCCUGGAGAAACGAGAACUGAUUGUCAAAAGCGAUGUGUUCACUGUUCCAGGAGAGUACAUCAUACGGCUGGACAUCCUGACAAACGGUGUUCUCUGCACCUCCGGCAACUGCAGCUAUGCAGAGUGGAAGUUCCUCAUCCCGGUUCCGCCUGCCAACGCGCGUCAACCCGUCUGUACUGAAGCUAUACCGGUACCGCUGGCAUCGGUGGAGUGCAACGGAAACCAGUCGUACAGUGCGGUAGACAGGUCAUGGCCGGGAGAGGGCUGUGAAUGCCGGGAAGUCUCCAACCUUUGUACCGCAGGCCCGACGGAGGGAAUCGCCCUGACAACCAGAUUCGACUUGAGCUGCCUCGACUUUGAAGCGCAAGGAGCGAUUCGUUACGAGUUCUACUACAGAACAAGGGCCACAGCUUCGGUCAGCACCCUGACGACUUCCGAGUCUGGACAUAACAACUUAUUCUACUACGGAAUGUCGCCGUCGCCACUUCCGUUCAAGCUACCGUCCGGCCUGGCGUCCGAUGACUACAAGGUCUUCAUUUUCGUGCAGAUGAUCGACCAGGAGGGAACGAGUAAAACAAGUGAACUGGAGCUGACGGUCCGGCUGCCCACCUUUGAGGACCUGCUCACCGCUAUUGACGUCACCAACGCGGAAGUGGAGACCGCCAUCCGCUGGGGAAACAAAAUGGAGGCCGUGCACUUAAGUACCAUCACAGCAGCAACUCUCAACAACAUCCGCGCAGAAGGAGCGUAUGGGGACGGGGACUGGAGAGAGGCCCGACAGGGGAUCAUCUAUAACGUCGGGAGAGUUCCCAUAGAGAGCGUUGAAUCCGUCAUCCAGUCAUCCGAGUCUCUUAUCCAGGCCACUCAUUAUGAUGACCAGGUCACGGCAGACGCACAGGUGUCGACCAGUGCAGCUGCACAGCUGUACAACAUGGCGAAGUUUGUUACCCAGAAGGUUACCGAGGGAAACAUCACACAAGACAUGGUGGAGAGGCUGUCUGGCAUCAUCUUUACCGGUGCUUUUAAUGUCUUCAAAAGUUCUGAAGUUGUUGCAGACUGGAAACACAACGGAAACGGGCCACCUGAAGAUGCCAACACGGCCGAAGUUUUGAGUAAGAACCGAUACGCCACCACCACGGCUUAUCGAUACCGUCAACCACUUACGGACCAGAUUCUGAAGGGAAAACGGCUGACCGAAUUCUUGACAAUGAUAUCAUCACAGGACUUUCAGAAUAUCACCGGUGACAUAGAGGGGGCCCAGCUCAGGGCAAUUAGGAACACAUUCUGCCGAGCCAACAGGCUUGGUACACAGGUUUUCCACAGCCGAUGGAGGAACCCUUUCGAGUACGCCACGAACUUCAGCCACCGAGAUUUAGACAUAGGAAUAGGAGGGCUGCACUUCAGUGACGCCUUGGAAAAGAAGGGGAUUUCUGACCUUGAGGAGCCCAUAGAGUUUUCCAUCCUGAGGCACAACCAGUCCGUGGUAACUACAGGGUUUGACGACGUUGGAGUAGACGGGACAGUUGUGUUCACCGCCUUUACAAACAACGUCUCAAUCAGCACCGCAGACACGUUCAUCUUCCUGACCCCCAAGGACCCUCUGAUGUCCCCAACCUUUACCCUGUACCUGGCUUACGGCAUCAAACCCAACGCGACUCUGAACCUGUUCGACCUGAAUACCACCCUCCCUACCCCUGCUAACAUGAGCUAUUCCCUGUAUCUUUCCAUGGAGGAAAACGCCACACGUACGGUGACGUCAGACCCGUACAGCUGGCGCGUUCGUCUCGGUGACGUGGAGAUUUCGGACAGCAACGACACCAACUGGUACCUCGGAAUCGAGCCUACAAGUGUAGAUGGAAUGGAUGACGAAGGACGCCCAAAGCAGUCCGGAUCGGUGUCAUUUUCUGUCUACAUCGAACCCGUAGAGUGCGUCUUCUUUAACGAGGAGGACCAUUCCUGGGACCGAAGUGGUUGUGAGGUUGGACCUUUAACAACUACAACCCAUCUCCACUGCCGCUGUGACCACCUGACCAAGUUUUCGGGCCUCACGGGUCUGGUUUCUCCACACGAGAUCAACUUUGAGCGCGCUCUGAAAGGUUUCCUGCUGAAGAACCUGAUUCAGAAUCCCAUCGGCAUCAUGACGUGCUGUGUCCUGUUCUCCUUCUACAUCGCCUUGUGUGUGCCCUGGACAAGGAAAAAUGACGCCAAGGACCUGGGAAAGAUCACCACCGCAGCGAUUUUCGAUGACACGAAACAUCCCAAGCCUCGCUACUACCUGAGGGUUUUCACCGGACCCAGAGCAAACGCCGGGACAACAGCAAAGGUGUCCAUCAUGCUGCACGGGUCGACCAGGGAGUGCGGCCCGUUCCUCCUGCACCAGCCCUACUCCGCCAUGUUUGAGAAGGGAAACAUGGCCGGGUUUGUUCUGUGCACCGAGACGGACCCGGGCUGGCUCACCCACGUGCGCGUGUGGCACGACAACUCCGGGAAGGAGCCGUCAUGGUUUCUGGACAGGAUCAUUGUGGACGAUCUACUGCUCGAGGAGCAGCACUAUUUCCUCUGCAACAGGUGGCUGGCCUUUGAUGAGGACGAUGAGCAGAUUGAGCGCGUGCUGCCUGCAGCUAAGGACGAGCAGCUGGUGGCCUUCAGCACUCUGUUCGCCGAUAGAACUACCAAGGACCUGCGAGACGGCCACAUCUGGUACUCUGUGUACGGCCGCCCUGCCAGCAGCCCCUUCACCCGCACCCAGCGGGUCUCCUGCUGCCUGUCCAUCAUCAUGUGCACCAUGCUGGCAAACAUCAUGUUCUUCGGCCGAGGAGACGACUUCGACCCGCCGGAACCCGUCACGGUCUUCGGGUUUGAUGUGGAGAUCCCCAUUUCAUGGCCUCAGGUACACAUUUUGUAA